This is a messenger RNA of Ylistrum balloti, 1473 nucleotides long. RefSeq lists its product as uncharacterized. The transcript has a single exon. Gene Ontology annotation, molecular function: protein binding. NCBI's taxonomy places the organism in Eukaryota, Metazoa, Mollusca, Bivalvia, Pectinida, Pectinidae. Bases 1 to 1473 code for a protein of 490 amino acids. The record is from RefSeq and is a predicted model, not a curated record.
AUGGCGUCUUCCUCUACAGAAGAAUCGGGAUGUAGCCACCAUCAUGGUGUACAGUUUUUAUACGUCUGUUCGGACUGUGGCGAGGAGUUAGUUUGUCAGGAGUGUCGGCAUGACCUACACCAAGGUCACAAUCUCACUGACGUCAGCGACGUCAUACCAAGAAAACGAGAAAUCAUUCGUCAAUACAUAGACGAACUCUCCUCAACAGGUAGACAGUCCAAUGACAGCGCGGGCGACACAGAGGAUAAACUACAAGAGAACAGAAGCUCAUUCGAGUCCCUGAGAACAAGUAUCAGACGACAGGGGGAGGCGAUGAAAGGUGUUGUUGAGGCUGUAGUCGACAGGCUAGUAAAUGUAUGCACAGACAUCGAACGCAGUAACGCCAAACUCAUAGAAAACUACAAAACAUCCCAAGAGAGGGAAUCCGAAAUACCGCAGGUGGACGUUUGCGAGGAAGUCAUCAGGUCAGGAACGGAUACAGAAGUAAUGAAAUUGGCGCAGAUGUUUCAAUCCGCUCCAUUGAAGAUUAAGAUGGUGAACUAUUGUCCUCGCCCCCUAGUUACCGCCCAACUACAACAUAUGUUAGGUGCAUUGACUGUAGAUGGACUUCAUCACGAGUAUCAACGUGCAAAAACGUGCACGAUUCUAUCUCAGUUUCAGCACUUGUCGACCGCCAGCACUUGUCGUGCAAUCGAGAGCGAACAGGACCAGGCCUGGUUGUCACACUGGGGUGAUAGCGUCAUAUACCGUGUGGACCAACAAGGCCUCGUUAAGGAAAAGGUCUGUUGUGGAGUUAAGGUCCGUCACAUGGCCCUCUGUCCCGAGACAGGGAGGGUUUGGUUCUGUUGCUGGGAGGACGGAACCGUCCGUGAGAUAUUGGACCAACCAGUGACUAGGAUCGUAACGGACCUGUCACCCAUGUCUCUCUGUGUCACGGUAGAUUGUACGGUGGUGGUGGGUGUGGCGGGGGACAUCAGACUGUACACAAAGGACGGCCACACAGUGACAUCUAAUGACCUUCCCUGUACACAGUCCGCAGUGACGCCCCACCAUUUGGCCUGUUGUUCCCAGACGGGAGAUAUUGCGGUGGCCGAUAAUGAUGGCGUGGUUUAUGACGAAUAUAUCUCUGGAUCGCGGACAGGGAAACAUCCCCACAUCAAGGUCAUGGAUAAACAGCUCUGUAUCCGGUUCCGUUACCCUGACACCACCAGAUGGAGCGAUAUCCAUCAGUUGCUGCGGUACCCGUACGACGUGUGUUUCGAUAGGAUGGGUGACAUUCUCGUUGCGGACUGGGCGACGCACUCUGUCCUUCAGAUAGACGGAGGACGAGGUCACCUUCUGAGGACAGUGUACACUUGUGACGCAGCCCCACACACCAUCAGUCAACAGGGUGGUGUGCUUUGGGUGGGACUCGUAGGGCGAACUGUUAGGGUAUUGAAACAUAGAGUGGAGCAUGAGGAGGAGGACCUAUAG